GAAGCGUGUACUACACGUCUCCUCAGACCCAGUCACAGCUCGUUCAUCAUACCACUUCGUUUGACAGACAGCGUGUAACUCCGUUGACCGUCAUGUCCGAAUCCCUGCUUGAUAUGCGUCGGGCGGAUAAGGAGGCGAAGCGGGCUCACGACCACAAGGCGAAAUGGGCUUACGGUAGUCGACGUGCUCGUACUGUUCCUGACCCCCUCUCGUCCGCCCUUCCUCCCGCUCGCCCAGCGAUGCCGAUCACCCAUAGCAUGAACUUCACACGUGCCCUGCGGUUCGAUCGCGAGAGAGAGUCCAACCACCUGGCCAGCGAUGCGAAGAUUGCCCUUCGCGCCGAUGUCCGGGAGGCCCUCGAGAGUGGUCCGUCCGACUCUUCCGGUGAUGAUGUCGCCGCCCCGGGGUCAGUCACUCGAAUCCAAGAGGAGCUCGAGGACAAGGAUGGCUCCUUGCACGACUAUGACGUUUCGGGGCAGACUAUACUCUCAGACGCCGUGAGCAAGGCGGUUGAGAAGUUUGAGAUCAAGGAAACAGAGAAGAUUAUCAAGACGUAUGAGAUAAUCUCUCGCGAGAGCGAGACCGCUAUCGGUUAUCUGGCGGAUGAUGAUGACUUCGAACUGGUGGACCACGUCCAUCCUUGAAUCCUGGUCCUACACUCUCUUACUGUUUUUCUAGCGUGAUGAUCUUUCCGGAUUGGAGUUGGGAAUCGACAACGGGUGUGUAUUCUUUUGCGUUGAACUUUCGGUCGAUUGUAUCAUCAUCAUUCAUGCAUCAUGUCUCCGUGCUUGGUAUUCACUCCUCUUGAUGGGCGUGCUGGGGCAAGCCUGAGGUCUUUUUCUGGUUUUUAAUCAGCACAUUGUUAUUAUCAUCAGGCUCGGUCCUAGCUUAUUAGUUUAGUCUGGCUUUAGACAGUACAUUAGAGCACG
Molecule: messenger RNA, 929 nt
Organism: Aspergillus aculeatus ATCC 16872
Lineage: Eukaryota; Fungi; Ascomycota; Eurotiomycetes; Eurotiales; Aspergillaceae
Exons: 2
Coding region: 93-644 (183 amino acids)
Source: RefSeq, a predicted model, not a curated record